UGCUUUUCUCUGAAAGCUGUAUGGCUGUGCGCUGCAGAGCUGGAAACUCUCAGAGAGCCGAGCCUAGGCUCUGAAGUGUCCGCGCUCCGGGUUCCAGCCUCCCGGAGCUCCGAGUCAGGCAAACUGAGCAUGCGAGUCUUGCAAGUGACGCUUGCUCUGGCGGUGUGGAUGGUUUCCUUCGUCUCCGGUUACUCCUAUACAGCAAGCACUUUGCCAGACACAGACGAUGAAGAGUUCAUCAGAGAGUGCGUUCACAUUCACAACAAGUUCCGAUCGAAGGUGAAACCAGCAGCCAGCGAUAUGCUUUACAUGACUUGGGAUCCAGCACUAGCUAAUGUUGCAAAAGCAUGGGCAAGAAAUUGUCGGUUUGAGCACAACUCUCAGCUGAAGCCGCCCUACAAGCUACACCCAAACUUCACUUCGUUGGGAGAAAAUAUAUGGAGUGGCUCUCUCUCCCUGUUCUCGGUGUCUUCAGCUGUCACAGCCUGGUACGACGAAGUCCAGUACUAUGACUUCAGCACCCAGAGUUGUAGCCAAGUAUGUGGCCAUUACACUCAGGUCGUUUGGGCUGAUAGUUACAAAGUCGGAUGUGCCGUGCAGUUCUGCCCCAAAGUUGCUAAAUAUGAAGCGCUUUCCAAUGGAGCCCAUUUCAUAUGCAACUAUGGACCACCUGGAAAUUAUCCGACUUGGCCAUAUAAGAAAGGAGCCACUUGCAGUGCCUGCCCUGCCCAUGACAACUGUCUGGACAAUCUUUGUGUUAACACCAAGAGAGACAAUGUCAAACGUUACUACUCAGUUGAAUAUCCCGGCUGGCCCAUAUAUUUACGUAACAGAUAUACGUCUCUUUUUCUCAUUGUUAACUCAGUACUUUUAAUACUUUCUGUCCUAAUUACCCUUUGGGUAAAGCACAAAUACCCUAAUUUAAUUCUCCUGGAUUAAUACAAUCAGAUUUGUUAUUUUU
Molecule: messenger RNA, 961 nt
Organism: Ochotona princeps (American pika)
Lineage: Eukaryota; Metazoa; Chordata; Mammalia; Lagomorpha; Ochotonidae
Gene: GLIPR1
Product: GLI pathogenesis related 1
Exons: 6
Coding region: 130-939 (269 amino acids)
Cellular component (GO): extracellular region
Source: RefSeq, a predicted model, not a curated record